This is a messenger RNA of Prorocentrum cordatum, 2586 nucleotides long. Lineage: Eukaryota; Dinophyceae; Prorocentrales; Prorocentraceae. The record is from the annotation of a GenBank genome assembly.
AUGAAGAUCGAGUACGAGUUGCCGAACACCACCUUCGAGCCGGAGACCAAGCAGCACGCGGUCGAGGUGUUCGAGGCAGUGGAAGCGAACCGAGCGCUGCCAGGAAGCGCCGAGGAGACGCACCCGACCCUGGACGAGCUACCCGGGCACGAGGCGAUGCGAGAGGAAGCUCAGCACCUGCAAGAGGCGCAGAUGAACGUGGAGGACCUGGUCGACACAGCGAUGCCCCAGGCUCCAGAUGGAUCGAUGGACGUCGACUUCCUGGAGCGGAUCAACGGCUACGACAAAGGCCGCACGUUUAUCAUGAUCUACGAGCUGGCGAUGUUCGAGAUGCGGACGAACGCCAACGUGAACGACGCAGAGCAGGCGGAGGAGAUCGCGUCAUUUCUGACCGAGAUGUGCGCAGUGGACACUGCGGAGGUUUAUUCGCCGAGAAGGUUUGCAGAGACGACGAUCAGGUACGGCCUCACGCGCGGCCUGGCAGUGGAUAUCGAGAUUGGUUGGGGUCUGCGAUUGCCCGAGCAACGAAAGGAGUGCAAGAAGCAGCUGAAGGACGAAGACCCGCUACUGACGAUCACCAGCCCCCCGCGCACGCCAUUCAGCAACUUGCGGACGCCCUCGGACUCAAAGCGAGACCCGAAGAUCGCGGGGGCGGAGAUCCUGGAAGGCGAGACGCACCUCAAUUUCAGCAUGGAGAUCUGCAAGGAGCGCUACAAGGCAGGGAAGCUAUGUCUUCACGAAGCACCUUGGUCAGCGAGUAGCUGGCACCGCCCAAGCGUUCAGGAGGUCAUACAGUUGGCAGGCGUAUUCUUAGUCCAUGGACACAUGUGCCGCUGGCACAUGCAGGCGACCGACUCCAACGGAAAGUUGGGCUUCGUUCGGAAGGAGACCGGGUGGCUCACUAACAGCGAGCUCCUCGCCGAGAUCCUCAAGGCUUACGAGAGGAGCUUCGACGACGAGAAGGGCUUAACCUACUUGCAGCUCUUUGCGGAGGACCACACCCACAUGAAGAAGAUACUGAGGUGUUCGCUGAGUACCAGGACGACUACUUCAUCGACGAUCUCACGGGUGAAAUUUUGGACUCCGAGGGUGUGCGAGCCGCGAGGCAAGAAGAACUUGGAUUGGUGCCGCGGGAGGCAGGCAUGGAAGAGGGCACCUAGACGCGAGAUGCUCGAGAACGGCAAGAAGGCAGUCACCUUGAAAUGGAUCGACACGAACAAGGGCGACCGAACUCAACCACGGUAUCGUUCGAGGCUGGUCGCGAGGGAGAUUAAGAAAGCUAUGAGGUCAGAAGAUCGACCAGAUCAAGCUGAACUAUUCUCGGCCACGCCACCGCUGGAAGCGUUCAAGGCGAUGGUGACCAUCUUCGUCGGCCGCGUGAACGACGCCCACCACGACGGCGACACAGAGGAGAUCAUUUACAAGUUGUACGACAUCUCGAGGGCGGAUUUUUAUGGAGAUGUGAAUCGCGAAGUGUAUGUGGAUUUACCCGAGGAGGAGACCCACGACGAUCCAGAACCCAUGGUGGGCAGGCUACUCAAGACGAUGCACGGCACAGUAGAUGCAAGUCAUGUGUGGCAAGACGACUACAUCGGCCUGACGAGCUCGCACGGCUCCAAGAAGGGCGUCUCGAACCCAGCGCAGCUGUACCACGCCGAGCGCCAUAUACAAGCGGAGGUCCACGGUGACGACUUUGGCGUGAUUAUGCGCAAGUCCCAGGAGGGGUGGUUCGAUGGCGUGCUUUCGCACUACGACUUUAAGAAGGUGAUCAGGGACUUGGGCUUGGAGAAUGCGAAGGAGGUGACUACCCCGGCUGUUAAGAGGUCUGUCGCGGAGAUCCUGAGUAGCAACCAGACCUCGCCGAAGCUGGACGACGAGAAGGUGAAGACCUACCGCAGCGUGACCAUGCGGAUCAUGCACCUGAGUCUGGACCGGCCCGACAUCAGCUACAGCGCGAGCAUGCAGGCUAGACACGCGAAGGAACCGAAGGAGACCCACAUGGAGGAUCUGAAGCGCAUUGGCCGCUACUUGAAGAAGUACCCCGCUGGAAGGUCGCUGUCUCCUGCUCAGAAGCUGCCCAGAAAGGUGCGCGUUUACUGCGACAGCGACUACGCGGGGGAUCCGAUUACGAGGCGUUCCCGAAGUGGAAUGGCCAUUCUAUGGGGGACGCAUUUGCUGAAACAUGGCAGUUCGGUCCAAUCCACGGUGAGUUUCAGCAGUGGCGAGGCCGAGUACCACGCAUUAUUGCGCGGAGCCUGCCACGGUGUUGGAGCACAGGCAUUUUUGGCCGACCUUGGAGUUGAGGUGGACUACGAGAUGGAGCUGUACAUUUUCAGUGAUAGCUCAGCCGCGAGAGGAAGUGCAAUCCGACAGGGACUGGGAGCUGCUCGACACUUGGACGUUCGAUUUCUAUGGCUGCAGGAACGUAUUCAAAGGAAAAGGCUAUUGCUGAAGACGGUCGAGGGGCACUGGAACCCGGCGGACCUGUUCACGAAGGCCCUCGACCAAGACACGAUGGAGCGGCUGAUGAAGCUGAUUUGUUUCACGAUGAAGUUCGACGGCAGCGCGAGGCACCGUGUGCUGUGA